This is a messenger RNA of Nelumbo nucifera (sacred lotus), 4139 nucleotides long. Its product is annotated as dual specificity protein phosphatase PHS1-like. Gene Ontology annotation, molecular function: phosphoprotein phosphatase activity. NCBI's taxonomy places the organism in Eukaryota, Viridiplantae, Streptophyta, Magnoliopsida, Proteales, Nelumbonaceae. The record is from RefSeq and is a predicted model, not a curated record. Gene Ontology annotation, biological process: response to abscisic acid; protein dephosphorylation; cortical microtubule organization.
GACUUGUUGGAAUAGAUCCAUAGAUUAUUUAAUGUUUCGUUAUCUGUAAAAUUACACAAAUACUCAUACUCUUUCAGUGCUUAAAUCGUUCGAAGAAGGACAACUAAUGGGAAAAACAACUUACGAGCAGAGCGCUCUCGCCUCUCGUCAAUCAUGGAGUCGCUCUCGCUGAUGCCAACUACGAUACAACGGCGGGCCAACCGACCAUUUUACUUUGUUUAGUGGAGACAGGAGGAGACCGGUCACUACUCACUAGAGAUGUGAACUGAGAAGAGUUAAUGAAGCAGGCAGCAAGGGAGGGUAUGAGUAGAGAGUAGUAAUUGGGUAAUAGAAAGUAGAGGGGCUUUUAGUGUGGUGUGGUUGGUCGGUCGGUCGGUCGCUGUGAUAGUAGAUAAGCAUAAGCUAGUAGUACCCACAUUCGACAGCCGGGACUCAGGAGCCAGCUCCACACUUCUGCAUAUCGGCCCAUGAUCACCGCCACCACAGUUGAAAAAAAAAAAGCGAGGGGGAUUGAGGCCUGAGGGGGGCCUUUUCAGGGUUCGUGCCCGCAAAAAGAGGAACUGACUGUCAGCAGUUCCAUUGUCAUCAUGUUUUCUUCCUUUUUGACGCCUCUCCCUAGUCUCUUCCUCCCUUUCAUUUGAUCAUCUUCUUUUUAAAAAAUAAACCCACCCCUCCCAAAAAAAAAUGGCUCAGGAGGAAAAAGAGAAAACUGCAAUCAUCAUUCAAGCUUCCUCCCACCAUCACCAUUACCACGACAUCGGCAAUUUUCAGGAAAAAGACGAAGAAAUUGACCUCUCAUUAUCCUGCGAAUCUGGAGUUUCGUCUCUGCACGACAUUUCUUCUCGUGUGCUAUAUUUGUUGGGAGAUGUAACGGCGGCGCCAGCUUAUCGGUUCACCCAAUGGCUGGAAUCGGUUCGUAGGCGCUGUGGGAGAUAUCGCUCUUCGGGAUUUCCCAACCGUCCUUCUGGACUCCAAACUAUGCCAUUGAGUGUAGGAGCACCCAUUGCUGAGUCAAAAAGUUCAUUGCACAUUGAUCAAACUCCAGAGAUUAGUUUGUGGGAAAGGCUUGGCAAAGCUGCUGUUUUGGAUAUUGAAUCAAGUGAAUUUUCGUGGAACAUGCUUUCUUCACUACACCAUACAGAACACAACAGUAGCACUGAACAUUCUGAAGAUGAAAUGAGUAAAGCGCUUGAGGUCACUGUCAAUUCUGGGGGUGUCGUUUUCUUUGCCCUAUUCAACAGGCCUGAUAAUGAUGAUUCCUUCACAAAGGAAGCAGCAGCAGUCAUAAAGAUAGCUUCUUCAAGGAUGGCUACACAAUCAGAGCGCCUAGGUUAUGAAUUUGCAAAAUGGCUAGGAGUUCGAACUCCACAAGCUAGGGUCGUUCACAAUUCAAGCCCAGAAUGGCAGCAGAUCAAGAAUGCUGCAGAAAAAGCAAAAGAUGUGGCAAUUUCAGAGAAUGAUGAAAUUGGUGAAAUGACAUGUUCAGAGUUGUUGGAAGCUCUUGAAUUGAGCCGGUGCCUUCUUCUGAUGAAUUACAUUCAUGGAUCUCCCUUGCUUGAAAGCUCAAAUGCAUUUGAUUCACAGGAAUCUGCCGAAAAAGCAGCAGCAGCCCUUGGCAGGAUAUUGAUGUUGGACCUUGUCAUCAGAAAUGAAGACAGGCUCCCUUGCCGUCAGCUGGGAUGGCGGGGAAAUUCUGCAAAUCUACUGUUUUCUGAUAAGGCAUCCUCUGCAAAUGCAGAUGCAUUGGAUGAAGUCUUUGACUCUGUGACGCAUCAAUACAGACCAAGAGUAAUGAUGGCUCUUCAGAAAGAAAGAAGAGCCAACUCACUAGAUAUCAAAUUAAGCCCUAAGAACACUGAAUUGAUAUCUCAGAGCUCAGAUGUUUCUGAGCUAAUGGAUUCUCCCAGAUCCAGUAACAUGAGCAUUAAAAGCCCAAUAUCCAAUGAAGAAAAAAUCAGCGAUUGUCGAAUUGUGGCAAUUGACUCUGGCAUUCCACGCAGACCACCAGCUGGAAAACGUGCAAAUGACCAAGUAAAUUAUCCUAAGUUGGUUGAACUUCUUCUCAAUAGUGCUGAGUACUCCUCUAACCUUCUAUAUGAAAUAACAGGAGGAAAAUUGGGGACUUCCUUAUCAGAAGAGGCUGAUACACAGGCUAAUUUGUGUUCAUUUGAUAUAACUACAGUUGUCCAUGAAUUCCGAAGUGGGUUUCGUGCCGCUCUUAGGGAUUUGCAAGGUUUUCAUAUUUUCCUUCUCACACUUCAUCAGAAGCUGGAUAACCUCUUCCGAGCAUUCCUGUCUAUUACAAAUAAAUAUUCAUCAGGAGAUUUUGACAAGGAGGAUAUAGGAGUUGCUGAGUCACCGAUACAGGCAGUUGGAGUUGGUGUUCAAUGCCUUUCUCCUGUUAAUAAAGAACGGUUUGGUAGUGAGACACAUGGAGAUUUAAAUGAUAUGGACUUGCAGCGAACGGCUCCAAAGACACCACCUUUAGGAUACAAAGAAAGCUCAGAUACUGCUUCUCCCAUCUCAAGAGAAGGUUGGCAUGGAAAGUGCAAAGGGAGUGGUGAUCCUAUUCGGAACUUUCGUCUAACGGCAAGGCUUCGUGACUUCAACAAAUUUGCUAAGGUGGAUGCUGAAUUAAACAGAGAAUUGGAACAAUGGAAUGAAAUGCUUAAGUCAGAUGCUGUCAAACUAUGCCAAGAAAAUAAUUUCAUUACAGGGUUUUUUGAGGGGAAUGACACUAACAGUGUUGUCGAUGCUUAUGAGUUAAAGGUCCGACUUGAGCACAUUCUUGAGAGGAUUGCCAUGAUAUCUGAUGCUGCAAAUACAGAAAGGCCAUCUUCAAUCACAAGUAAUCUGUUCAUUGGURGAGCCCUGGCUGCACGAUCUGUAUACACAUUGCAAAAUUUGGGCAUCACACAUAUUUUGUGCCUGUGCUCGAAUGAAAUUGGGCAAUCAGAUUCUCAGUAUCCUGAUCUUUUUAAGUACAAGAACUUUUCUGUAUGUGAUAAUGAAGAUGCAGGUAUCAGCAACAUCUUUAUAGAAGCUUCUGAUUUCAUUGAUCACGUAGAGAACACGGGUGGGAGAGUCCUGGUUCACUGUUUUGAAGGGAAAAGUAGAAGUGCUACAGUUGUUCUUGCUUACUUGAUGCUAAGGAAGGGUUUCACUUUGUCAGAAGCAUGGGAUCUUUUAAAAAAGGCUCAUCGCCGAGCUCAACCCAAUGAUGGUUUUGCAAAGACCCUUUUGGACCUGGAAAGGAGAUUAUAUGGAAAGGUUUCCAUGGAGUGGCAUCCGAGGAAACCCAUGAUGAAAAGCUGCCCAAUUUGUGGAAAAAAGGUGGGACUGAGUAGUAGCUCACUCAAGCUUCACUUGCAGAAAUCACACAGGAAGCUCUCGUCGGGGAGUGUUGAUAGUGCCAUGACCAUGGAAAUACAGAAAGCUUUGAACGCACUUAAGAUGAACCGUGGAGGGAGUGUCAGCCCAACCCAGAAGAAAUCUCAUUCCAUCAUGGAAGGAUAUGAUCCGUGACUUGAAUUUCAAGGCGAGGGAAGCCCCUUGGUUGCACCAAAAACUAGUAUUGCGUUGCAUUCACCAACUUGCUCAGUGCUUAUUGUGAUUUGUGAGGAGAUGAAACGAUUUUCAUGUCCCUGGAAGCUGGAGCCUUGACACCAUACAUUUAACAGGGAGAAUGCAAUGUUGCACCAACGGAUAUGUAUUACAGUGAUUACCCGUAGGGAUUUCAAGAUAAGGCUUCUGCGGAAUCUCUCUCCCUCUAAACUUCUACUCGUCCAAGGAAAUAUGCUAUUAAACUCUUACCUUAACUUUUUGCCACUCGUACAAAAUCCGAACCGUUGUUCAAUGAAGUGGAGAAAGGACCUUGACCACCUGAUUGGUUAACCCUUUUAUGAUAUCGGUUGAUUGUGUCUUUUUUUUGGUAAGGAUGAUACCGGCUGAUUGGUUACAAGAUGCAAGUUUUUCCGAUGUCAUGCCUUAAAACAGAAUCAUGGAAUUAAAUAGGUUAAYGUCCAUGGUUCUCUUUAAGACAAUGUUUUACCAAAUAUGUUUUCUUUAUUCAAUGACCUUUUUAUUCUUCGACAGUCGAAGGAAAAUCGGAAUAUCAUAACCAUAUUUUCAGGAUUUUA